Gongylonema pulchrum is the source of this 357-nucleotide messenger RNA. The record is from the annotation of a GenBank genome assembly. Lineage: Eukaryota; Metazoa; Nematoda; Chromadorea; Rhabditida; Gongylonematidae.
GUCAAGCACUUGAAGCUGCACAUAAAGGCUGGGGCGAAUCGUGCAUUCUUGGUGUUGCCGCAGCUGGAAAAGAAAUUUCAACACGUCCGUUCCAGCUUGUCACUGGUCGUACGUGGAAGGGAAGUGCUUUUGGAGGUUAUGUAUGUGUGUGAAAUUUCAGGUUGGAAAAGUGUCGAUAGUGUCCCGAAACUUGUUGAGGAGUACCAGAAGGGUAAAAUUGCGCUUGAUAAAUUUAUCACUGGCCAUUAUGAUUUAUCACAGAUCAAUGAAGCAUUUGAAUCGUUGCAUUCCGGCCAAGGGUAUUUUUUUCUUCCUUCCUUUUCUUAUGAGAAAUUGAUGGUGGUAACAACUGGUUAG